Molecule: messenger RNA, 987 nt
Organism: Cornus florida
Lineage: Eukaryota; Viridiplantae; Streptophyta; Magnoliopsida; Cornales; Cornaceae
Exons: 1
Coding region: 245-832 (195 amino acids)
Biological process (GO): alkane catabolic process
Cellular component (GO): chloroplast
Molecular function (GO): electron transfer activity; iron ion binding
Source: RefSeq, a predicted model, not a curated record
GAGUUGUUGAGCAACACAGGAUCAGUGGAUCAUAUCCAAUUCCCACCUUAUCCAAUUCGCUCUCCUGAAAGCAUAUGCUCUCUCAUGGAUCCCUUCGAUUUCUCCUCCACCCAGACCCAUAGCUGCAAGAAGACAACCUAAAACAAACUCAGAUUCUGCACAAAAAUCUCUGUUUCUCUCUCUCUCACACACACACAGAGACCAGUGAGAGUGUGUGUAAUACACAACCCAACCGAACCCAUUAAUGGCUUUAGCAAGACCCUCCUUCACAUUCAACCUCUCGAUCUCUCCAACUCAAUCAUCCCCUCUAAAACCCAAAACCCACCUCAAAUUCCCAAUUUCACCUCCCCACAAACACCCAAAACUCAAAUUCACUUCAAACUCCAUUGAUGUCUCGAAAGAAGACACCCCCAUUUCGGAAAAACCCAUUUUGGAACAACCCAAUUCAGCUCCACUUUCUUCUGAGACUCCAUCAUCGGAGCCCGAAAAUAUCGAUAAACGCAGACUGGAAGAGAAAUUUGUGGUCUUGAAUACCGGAAUUUACGAGUGCCGGUCAUGUGGGUACCUCUACAACGAGGCCGCCGGCGACCCGGCUUAUCCGGUCCCGCCGGGGCUGCAAUUCGACAAGCUGCCGGAGGACUGGCGGUGCCCGACUUGCGGGGCGGCGAAGAGCUUCUUUGAGAGCAAGAGUGUGGAGAUUGCAGGGUUUGCUCAGAACCAGCAGUUUGGACUUGGUGGUAACACACUCACCUCUGGCCAAAAGGCUGUGCUCAUAUAUGGUAGCUUGCUCUUCUUUUUUGUGUUGUUCUUGUCUGGUUACUUUCUUCAAUAAUGGAGGAUUACAUGAAAUUGGUAUAGUUUAUAAUUUUGUAGCUUUAUGUGUUGUGACAUUCUGUUUUUGUAUUGAAAAUGUUGUAUUGAAUAUAUGAGAUAGAAGAGUUCAAUGUUAAUUGAAUGGUUUUUAAUACCAUAUUUUGUUUGCAUAGA